CCUCACAGUUAGCCAAGUUGGCCAGCACUUCACAUUCGUGCUCACUGACAUUGACAGCAAACAGAGAUUUGGGUUCUGCCGAUUAUCUUCAGGGGCCAAGAGCUGCUUCUGUAUCUUAAGAUGUCUUCUCAUUUAGAACAUAAUCAUCUGAUGAGUUACAACUCACUGGCAGUGACAAGCUGUACAGCUUAAAGAAAACCACCUUUGCAGAGAGAAAGGAAAGCAAACAAGAGCAGCCUCCUCUCCUAGUGGCCUGCUAUUGAAGUAGUCUGUAUGGUGGGAAAGAUAUAUGUGUCUUCUGCUGUAGCAGCAGCAGUAGCCAGCACUGGCAGCCAGCCUCAGGCCAUCUCCUCCUAUCGGUCCCUCAGCUACCUCCCCUGGUUCGAGGUGUUUUAUAAGCUCCUUAAUAUCUUGGCAGAUUACACAACAAAACAACAGGAAAGUCAGUGGAAUGAACUUCUUGAAACUCUGCACCGACUUCCCAUCCCUGACCCCGGAGUGUCUGUUCAUCUCAGUGUGCAUUCGUACUUCACUGUGCCUGAUACCAGAGAGCUUCCCAGCAUACCUGAGAAUAGAAAUCUGACAGAAUAUUUUGUGGCUGUGGAUGUGAACAACAUGUUGCAUCUGUACGCCAGCAUGCUGUAUGAGCGCCGGAUCCUCAUCAUCUGCAGCAAGCUCAGCACUUUGACUGCCUGUAUCCACGGCUCAGCUGCCAUGCUCUACCCCAUGUACUGGCAGCAUGUGUACAUCCCUGUGCUGCCCCCACACCUACUGGACUACUGCUGUGCUCCCAUGCCCUACCUCAUAGGAGUCCAUUUCAGUCUAAUGGAGAAAGUCAGAAAUAUGGCCCUAGAUGAUGUCGUGAUCUUGAACGUGGAUACCAACACCCUGGAAACCCCUUUUGAUGACCUCCAGAGCCUCCCAAAUGAUGUGAUCUCCUCCCUGAAGAACAGGCUGAAGAAGGUCUCCACAACCACAGGUGACGGGGUGGCCAGAGCCUUUCUCAAGGCCCAGGCUGCUUUCUUUGGCAGCUACCGGAAUGCACUGAAAAUUGAGCCCGAAGAACCCAUCACCUUCAGUGAGGAAGCCUUCGUGUCCCACUACCGCUCUGGAGCCAUGAGGCAGUUCCUACAGAAUGCCACACAGCUGCAGCUCUUCAAACAGUUUAUUGAUGGCCGACUAGACCUUCUCAAUUCCGGCGAAGGUUUCAAUGAUGUCUUUGAAGAGGAGAUCAACAUGGGCGAGUAUGCUGGUAGCGAUAAGCUGUACCACCAGUGGCUGUCCACAGUCCGGAAAGGAAGUGGAGCAAUUCUGAAUACUGUAAAAACAAAAGCUAACCCAGCUAUGAAGACUGUCUACAAGUUUGCAAAAGAUCAUGCAAAAAUGGGAAUAAAAGAGGUGAAAAACCGCUUGAAGCAAAAGGACAUCGCUGAGAACGGUUGUUCGUCCUCUGCAGAAGAGCCACUACCAAAGACCAUGCCAUCCCCCCUGGUAGAGGCCAAGGACCCCAGCCUUCGAGAAGACCGGAGACCAAUCACAGUCCACUUUGGGCAGGUACGACCGCCUCGUCCGCAUGUUGUCAAGAGACCUAAGAGCAACAUUACUGUGGAAGGCCGGAGGACAUCUGUCCCAAGCCCUGAGCACCUGGUAAAGCCCUUCCGACACUAUGCUGUCUUUCUCUCUGAAGACUCCUCUGAUGAGGAAUGCCAACGGGAAGAGGCACCGAGCACCGGUUUCACUGAGAGCUUUCUCUUCUCUUCUCCCUUUGAAUGGCCACAGCCAUACCGGACAUUGAAAGAAUCAGAUAGUGCAGAAGGUGAUGAGACCGAGAGCCCAGAGCAGCUUGUGCAGGAACCCCGGGGACCUAUCCCUGCCCCACCUGACCAAGCUGCCAGCAUCGACCUUCUAGAAGAUGUCUUCAGCAGCCUAGACAUGGAAGCAUCACUGCAGCCACUGGGCCAAGCCAAGAGCUUGGAGGACCUCCGGGCCCCCAAAGACUUGCGGGAACAGCCAGGGAGCUUCGACUACCAGAGACUGGACCUGUGCAGAAGUGAGAGGGGCCUUAGCAUGGCUGCCACUUUGAAACUCGCUCAUCCAUAUACUAAGCUCUGGAGUCUGGGUCAGGACGACAUGGCCAUCCCCAGCAAACCCUCCAUCACCUCUCCUGAGAAGCCCUCAGCUCUGUUUGGUACUUCCCCAGCCCUGCCUCACAGACCCCAAAACCAGAAUGGCAUCCUGAGCCCCAGCAUCAAGGAGGAGGCUCCCAUCCAAACUCCAGGCAGCAUCACCAUUCCCCGGCCACAAGGCAGAAAGACCCCUGAGCUGGGAAUUGUGCCUCCACCACCCACUGCCCGCCUGACCAAGCUCCAGGCUGCUGGUGGCCCAUUUGGUGACUUCUCUUCAGAGCAGCUACAGCUGGACCGGCAAAGACAAGCUGCCCUGAGCUCAGCCCUACUACCAGGGCUGCUCACCAAUGCUGCCCCCCAAGGCCCCACAGAACUUCUGCAGCCACUCAGCCCAGCCCCAGGAGCUGCAGGCACAGGCAGUGAUUCCCUGCUUGCCCUCCUGGACCCACUUAACACAGCCUGGUCAGGUAACAACAUCCCACCACAUCCUUCCACCCCCAGUGUGACUACCCCAUUUACCCCCCAGUUCAGCUUCCCCCCCACAGUGACACCUACCCCUUUUGCACAGCCGCCACUCAAUCCAUUUGUCCCUUCUGUGCCAGUAGCACCACCCACUAUGUCCCUGGGCUCUACACCAGCCAGGCCUUUUGGGACCCCUCCAGCAUCCCUGGGGCCAGCAUAUGCACCGAGCAUCCUAUUGUCCGGUUCUGGCUUCUAUACCCCUCACAGGUCUCAGCCCAACCUGUCUGCCCUCUCCAUGCCCAACCUCUUUGGCCAGACCCCCAUGGGUGCCCACAGUAGUCCCUUGCAGCCACUUGGUCCCCCAGCUGUUGCCCCCUCCAGGAUCCGAACAUUGCCUCUGGCCCGUUCAAGUGCCAGGGCUGCUGAGGCCAAGCAAGGGUUAGCCCUGAGGCCUGGUGAACCCCCACUGCUGCCUCCCAGACCCCCCCAGGGUCUAGAACCAGCCCUGCAGCCCUCUGCUCCCGCUCAGGCCAGAGACCCCUUUGAAGAUUUGCUACAAAAAACCAAGCAAGAUGUGUGCCCCAGCCCAGCCCCAGCUUCCACCUCCAUAGAGCAGCUCCGCAGGCAGUGGGAGACCUUUGAGUGAGCAGGCCUGUGCCACCGUCCAGUACCGUGCCUCCCUAUGUCCUGUUUCUGACCAGGUUCUACUGGGGCAAAGGGACUCUCUCUGCCCCCUCUCCUCCAUAGCCCAUCUCUGAGGACUGGCCCUGGAAAUGGUACCAUCCCAGAAGAGCCGCCUGCCACCCUUCUUGGCACCCUGUGUAGGGUUUGCACUAGAGGUCAGCUGGGCUAACCAUACCCUGCCACCUUCCCUCCAGUAGCCCAGGGGCCAAGACACUCAAGGUGUCUCUCAAGCCCAGCUCUCCUUUGCCCAGCCCUGCCCUACCAGGCACAUCAGUAACACCCGUGUGAGCACAUCUUUGGGGGGCACAGGUGUUUGGGGGCUGAAGUGGCCAUUCUUUGGUGGGCAUCUCCAAACCUCUCUAGCAAUAUACUCUUUCCUAACCACCAAACCUGAGUUGUUCCUGGGGACCCAAGCUCCAAACCCAGCUCCAACCAGCCCUUCCAGGGCUUGGGAACACCAGCAACUCUGGUUUAUAGGAGAAACCCAGAAAUCUGAGUGGUAGGAACUACCUUCGGCUCUCUGCCACCCUCAUACCUCUGGGCUUAUGUCAAUCAAAGCUUAGGCUCAGCCUCCUGCCACUUGGAGCUUUAUGGGAAGAGCUUGGCAACAAUGACCCAGAUUCCAACUCAAAGGACAAAGGGGGAGGCACAACUGUUUGGGCUCCUAGGUUAGGACCAGGUGGGGCCUCAGGGCUCCCCAGACUCCCCAUGGAGUGAAUAAAUGUGGCCGCUAUGCCUGAGGCAAGUGGGAGCCUGGAAGCCAGCCCUCCCUGCUAUCUCCAGCUUCUUGCCAGCACAGAGAUUCCUGAGGCCAAGUCACCAAAGUUAUAAUGAAAUGUUUUGUUGUUAUUUCUUUGAUCUCGCUUUUCCUUCUUACCUUACUGAUUUGAUGAAUCUUGAAAAUUGAUUCCUUUCAAUAAACCAAGGUGAAACACAGCCUAACCAUUUAAGAAAA
Messenger RNA from Cricetulus griseus (Chinese hamster), 4227 nucleotides. NCBI's taxonomy places the organism in Eukaryota, Metazoa, Chordata, Mammalia, Rodentia, Cricetidae. The record is from RefSeq and is a predicted model, not a curated record.